This is a messenger RNA of Castor canadensis (American beaver), 2020 nucleotides long. The record is from RefSeq and is a predicted model, not a curated record. Lineage: Eukaryota; Metazoa; Chordata; Mammalia; Rodentia; Castoridae.
CCCGCGGUGCGAAUUGGGCUGCUGGAGCUCCUGCGUCCUGUGGGGUUGUCCUCAAAGAUUCCAGCUGGUGUGGGUCUUCUGAAGAGCUAGUCGUGGGUAGGAUGGCUGUAUCACUAACAGAAGCUAAAACUCUGGCCCUUCAGGGUAUGCAGGAACAAGAGAAGAUUAUGAUGUUGGCGCCAAAGGAAGAGGAGCAGUCUUGGGAAUUUGAGACAAGGCUACCUGGGAACCAGUCUACCAGUCAAGAGGUCUUCCGCCAACGCUUUAGGCAGCUGUGCUACCAGGAGACUCCUGGCCCCAGGGAGGCCCUGAGCCGUCUACGGGUACUGUGUUGUGAAUGGCUGAGGCCAGAGAGACACACCAAGGAGCAGAUCCUAGAGCUGCUGGUGUUGGAACAAUUCCUGACCAUCCUGCCUGAGGAGCUUCAGUCCUGGGUGCGGGGACAUCACCCUAAGAGUGGAGACGAGGCUGUGACUGUGCUGGAGGACUUAGAGAAAGGAAUUGAACCAGGACUGCAGGUUCCAGGCCCUACAUGUGGAUCUGCACAGGAAGAGCCAUGGGAGAAGAAGACACCAAGCAUCCAGCUCCAACCAAAGGAGACCCAACUCAAGUGUGAACUUCAGGAGACCCCUCCUUUCUCAGAAAGUGAACAGGUAUCCUUAAAUUUUCCAUCACUUGUUGCAGAAGAUGGCCCAGAAACCAAGGGCAAAGGAUCACUGCCACAACCACCUAUUACUGAAGUAGAAUCACCAGUGUUCUCAGAAAAACUUAGCAUUGACAUCUCUACAUUUAAAGCUACUUCUGAAGUUGAGGGCACUUUAGAACAGCAACAGAAAACUGCUAAAGUGGAAAGACAAAAAAUUUUCAGACAGAUGGUUGUCACCCAUAAGAAAACUCCCACAGAGAAGAAAGACCAUGAAUGUAGUGAAUGUGGAAAAGCCUUCAUUUAUAACUCCCAUCUUGUAAUUCACCAGAGAAUCCAUUCUGGAGAGAAACCCUUUAAGUGUAGUGACUGUGGGAAAACUUUCAAUCAGAGCUCAAACCUCAUCCAGCAUCAGAGAAUUCAUACAGGAGAGAAACCCUACGAAUGUAAUGAAUGUGGAAAGGCCUUCAGAUGGGGUGCUCAUCUUGUUCAACAUCGGAGGAUUCAUUCGGGAGAGAAGCCCUAUGAAUGUAAUGAGUGUGGGAAGGCCUUCAGUCAAAGCUCAUACCUAAGUCAGCAUCUGAGAAUCCACAGUGGAGAGAAACCUUUUAUAUGUAAAGAUUGUGGGAAAGCUUACCGAUGGAGUUCAGAGCUUAUUAGACAUCAGAGAGUUCAUGCUAACAAAGAGCCUCCCCAAUGUAGUGAAGGGCUGGGAUUACAAGUGUGCACCACCACAUCCAGAUGGAAGAACAGUCUUAAUCGUGUAGUAGAUGCUGUGGUGGGUGUGCUGCUAGGAUUUCCCCAGCUGUCAAAGAUGCCUCCCCAGGAAGGAGCAAAAGGAGCAGCCACAAACAAGUCAGGUUGGUGGAAAGAACUGGGAACCAAGAAUGGAAGCAUUUCAGACUUCUUGUGCGAUUGAUGGAGGCCUCUGUUGCAGCUUCGUUGCUAUUUAGCCUCUCCCUCUGCUUAUCCUGUGGCCUUUGCUCUCACUGGGGUUCCCAAGAGCUUUCCUCAGUAAACUUUCUCCACAUAUUCCAUUUCAAAAUCUGCUUUCCAGGAAUCUCAGCCCAUGAAAUUUAGACAGUAUCAAAAUAAGCAGAGUAAAGAGAUGCAGCGGAGUGUGGGAGCACACACCUGUAAUCCCAGCGCUCAGGAGGAGGGGGCAAGAAGAUUGCAAACUGGCCAGCCUGGACCAUGCAAUGAGACCCUGUCUUUAAAACAGAGAAAAAGAGAUGGGGAGGUAGAUGAAAAUUGCCUGGACUUUUUAUUUUCAGUACUGAGGAUUUAAACCCAGAACCUCAAAAAUGCUAGGCAAGUGUACCACUGAGCUGCAUUCCCAGCUCUGCCUGGACUUUUAAGUCACAAGUUUGGAGAGAG